This is a messenger RNA of Diversispora eburnea, 717 nucleotides long. NCBI's taxonomy places the organism in Eukaryota, Fungi, Glomeromycota, Glomeromycetes, Diversisporales, Diversisporaceae. The record is from the annotation of a GenBank genome assembly.
AUGACUUUAGCAGUUUCUUCCCAUUUUGCUAGCUUACAAAGAUCAUUGAGCCGUAAAGUUACUAGUAAUGAAUCGCUUCAUGAAUAUGGCAAACAUCUCCUUUCAAUGCUUCCCAAAUUUAUACAACAAUAUUCAGUCUAUAAAGAUGAAUUAACAUUAUAUGUUGCAUCAGGCGCUAUAAUUCCAGUAAUGACAUUUCUUCGAGAUCAUACAGGAUCACAAUUUAAACAGGUUCAAGAUAUUUGUGGAGUGGAUUAUCCUUCAAGAUCAAAACGUUUUGAAGUAGUUUAUAAUAUGUUAAGUCUUCGAUAUAAUGCUCGAAUUCGAGUAAAAACUUAUGCCGAUGAAGCAUCACCAGUACCUUCAAUAGUUAGUUUAUUUAAUGGAGCUAAUUGGUUUGAAAGGGAAGCAUAUGAUAUGUACGGUAUAUUUUUCACCGAUCAUCCGGAUUUGAGAAGAAUUUUAACAGAUUAUGGAUUUGAAGGAUAUCCAUUAAGAAAAGAUUUCCCAUUGACGGGAUAUGUUGAAGUUAGAUAUGAUGAUGAAAAGAAACGUGUCGUGGCUGAACCAUUAGAAUUGACUCAAGCCUUUAGAAAUUUCGAAGGAGCGUCAUCUCCAUGGGAACAAACUGGUCCUGGACGUGAUGAAAGACCCGAUGCAUUAAAAUUAGAAAAGAUUCUUUCUCAAACUUCCUCCCAGGUACAAGAAAAGAAAUAA